Messenger RNA from Cucurbita maxima (winter squash), 1703 nucleotides. RefSeq lists its product as uncharacterized. The record is from RefSeq and is a predicted model, not a curated record. Bases 197 to 1324 code for a protein of 375 amino acids. The transcript has 5 exons. NCBI's taxonomy places the organism in Eukaryota, Viridiplantae, Streptophyta, Magnoliopsida, Cucurbitales, Cucurbitaceae.
GCACGUAGUCACACUCACCCACGACCCCCCUCAUUACUCUUUUAUUUAAUUUUAUUUAUUUUUUCUAUAAAAAUUCGCUUCCUUCUUUCUAUAAAGAAUCCUUCUCGUUUGCAUCUCUGCCCUCUUCACCUUCUUCUAUUCCCUUCCGUCUUUCACAAUUUUCUAGGCUUCGCGUUCCCUCUCUUUCUUGCUGCUCAUGGCUGACAGUUUGGACGACGGCGAGUUUUGGCUUCCUCCUCAGUUUCUUGCUGAUGACGAUAAUAUGCCGAGCCAAAACACCUGUGCUACCAACAAAAACAGUCACCUAAACUGCCUGGGUUCGACUCCGUUCCUGCCUCAACGGCCUUUCUUCCCAUUUGAGUUCGGGACUUCUGGUGGAUUUUCGGAUUUCAGUUCUCCUGGUGAAUCGUUGAAGGGUUCCAGCGAGACGGAGAGUGACGAGGAGGAUUGUCUCGCUGAAAUUACUCUCCGUAUGGCUCAAUCAACCAUUGAUGACGGUUUCGACUCUUAUAAUUCUAAGGCAAGCCUCUUGUCCGGAUCUCCGCAGUCGACUCUGUGCGACAUGGGGAGUGGCAGUGGUUGCAGUCAAGUUUCCAGUCGUGGUAGUCCAAAAAGCAAUUGUAAAGUUCCAUCUCCUCCAGCUACAUGCGAUCUGCUGCAUGCGGCUGCAGGGGAAGUUGCGAGGAUGCAGAUGAAUGAGAGUCGUGGUGUUAUUUCACAGAACAGAGGAACAUCUCAAGUCUCUGUUCCGGUGAAAAACUCGAGCACGGGUACCGGGUUUUACCAGCAGUUGCAGGCUGUGCAAGUUUCGCACCUGAAUCAGAAGGAAAUUAUGCAGCGACAAAACUUGACUGUCGGUGAGCAGAUGAAUUCUCCUGCAGCGUAUCAACGGCAACAGGUCCAUGUAAUGGUUCAGAAUGGAGUGAGGGGCUGUCGGGGAUUGUCGUCAUCUGCCUGGAUUCCGCCGCCGCAGGGCUCUGGAACGAGGGCUCUGUUUCUCGGAGCUCGAGGAGGCAAAAGGGAAUGCGCUGGAACUGGUGUAUUUUUGCCUCGACAUAGCAGCACACAGUCUGAGCAACGAAGAAAGCCAGCCUGUUCUACGGUGUUGGUACCUGCAAGAGUGAUGCAAGCCCUGAACCUUAACCUCGAGGAUAUUUGCAGUCAGCCUCAUGUGCAACCCAUGGGUGGCGGACGAUUGAAUUCAGAGAAGGAUGUUCUCCUGAGGCUGCAAAUCAACCGUGGUGGAAAUUAUGAAAAACGAAACGGCCGUGGGCAGUUACCAACAGACCAUGAAAUCAAGCUUCCCCAGGAGUGGACAUACUGAAACGAAAUAAAAGUUGCGCAAUAUGAUGAAAGUAAUUGAAAAUAGGUAAAAGGAAGGAGACGACAAAAGAAGGCGGUGCAUUUGAUUUUGUGGUUAGGUUUAGAGAAAAAUAAGAAGGUUUUGGUGGGGGAUUCCAAUGGGGAACAAAAUGGGUUAGGGGUAGCAGGCAGCGAGUCAGCCCCCUAUAUAACAAGGGGUAAGAGGUAGGUAGGGGGUAUAGCAACUUUAUUUUGUUGUUUGUUGGGUGAGGGAGUUUGGGUCACUCAGUCAAACUGAUGAACAAAAGAAAAGAAAAAAGAGGGCAUUUUUCCACCUCUUUUGUGUCAAUAAAUAUUUUUCUAGAUUCUCUAUAAAAGGCAUGGGGAACUUUUUUGGGACU